This is a messenger RNA of Postia placenta MAD-698-R-SB12, 1602 nucleotides long. RefSeq lists its product as hypothetical. The transcript has 7 exons. Bases 1 to 1602 code for a protein of 533 amino acids. The record is from RefSeq and is a predicted model, not a curated record. NCBI's taxonomy places the organism in Eukaryota, Fungi, Basidiomycota, Agaricomycetes, Polyporales, Adustoporiaceae.
AUGGCACGCGCGCGGCGGUGGAGGCGGCGACGAGAAACGUAUGUAUUGUUUGUUGUAAGCAGACUGUUACUGUUACUGUGGGCACACAAGGCUGGUUGCCAUGAUCGCCCAGCACAGCAGCGCGUGAUCCAAUCUGGACGAGUGCCACUGGCUGCCGGGCGGCGCACGGCGAUCGACGGCCACGACCGCGGCGCAGACAACGCGGUCUUGUACCGCAGAGCAGAUGCGCUGGGAACGGUGCCUGGCGGCGACUGGGCGGCGUCUGGUCCUGGCGAGCCAGUCUUCCAAGAUGUGCGGCGUGCCAUCAGAUGCUCGCCCUUGAAUAUGACUAAACGGGGAGAGGUGCGGGCGGGCGUGCGACGGUGCACGCGCAGGGCUGCGCUCGCUGCCUCGACAGCGGCGGGCGUGGGCGUAGGCGGGGGCGACGACGGAGCACAGCACCGGUCGGGGGCACUGAUUGCGCGACAAGCAAUUGAGGGCGCCGGAUAUGGCAAUCAUGCAUGCAUCAUCGAGGACAAGCGCGGCUGUUUGGAUCCAUCUCUGGCGUACCUGGGGACUGGAUCCGACGCGCCGCGAGAGCCCUCCGCGACGGGAGCGAGCCAGUCGCGACGAAGCGCGCGGGGACACGGAGGGCUUCCCAGGGUCCCAGCCAGAUCUGGCGAUGGAGGGCUGCAGCCUCCCUCGUACCGCUGCCGUGGAUCGCGCGCAGGGGACCCGUUAAAUAGCACCGCACGCCUCUCGAUCGCCGUCAUUGCGCUUUAUCCAUUCGUCCCGCCUGUCGCCGCUUGCAUUAUCGUACCCGUGCUACGAGCCCCGCAUCUCCGUCUGCGCCACUGUCUGCCCUCCGCUGCUGCUGCUCGCUUGCUCUCGAUGAUUGACACGCCCGCGCCGCCCCAGCCGCUGAACAGUUACAACGUCGCGCAGCUCCAGUACGCGCUUCGCCCGCCGCGCUCGUUUUCUGUCUGCCGUCCGCGCUGCCAGCCAUGGUCGCUCAUCGUCCUCUUCAUUAGCAGCGAAGGCGCCAAGAACACGGCGAUCGACCAACUCUCUUCUGACGUCCACGUCGUCGACUAUUUCUCCGCAUCAGCGUCCCCCGCCCUCCUCCACGCCCAGCCCCAGGAGCAGGAGAUCGACUACGCGUCCCGCCGCAUGUCCAGUUCCGCGACCUCGGACAGCAGCCUCCAAUCCCGCCCCGACAAGCGCGCCCUCUCCCCCUCCAACUCCCCUCUGCCCAAGCGUCCCCGCCCCGCCGUCCACCUCGACCCCACCGCGUGGGUCGCGCAGACUUCCGCAUCGGGUGGCACAGGCUACCGCAUCUGGUCGCACAGGCUACCGCAUCUGGUCGCACAGACUUCCGCAUCGGGGGCGCAGCAGCGUCCGGUGAUCCCGCACAGCCGCCCGCCGCCACGAAAAUACAUCGUGCAGCUGGACGCGGGCGGGCGGGCGUGGGGGCACGCUGCGACGGAACGGGCAGGCGUGAUCCCCCGGGGCCCAGGGACCCAGAGCAGGCAGCGUCAGCGGCGGGUGACUGUACCCUGGGUGUGGCAGUCUGCGUCUAUCUAUCGCGCCGCGCCACGGGCCCUCGAGCGUGCGGGGCCCUAA